GUCGUCGUCCACCCAUCUCGCCAGUUCCAGCACUUUCCAUGUAUUCAUUUAUCAACAAGAAGAAGGCAAUAAAAUAACAAAUAUAUGUACAUAACAUCACCCAUUACAGAGUUACAUUUACGUAAAAAUAUUACUCCUUAUCACUCCUAUAAAAUUCCAUUCACUCGAUCGCAUCCAAAAAUCCAAUAAUAAAAUAAAGAUCAAGUUUAAUCCACCAAUUUAAUCCAGUAGUUUUGUACAACCUUAAAUUCAAACGGGACAAACAAAAAGAAACCUAUAAAUAAAUUUUGGAUUUACAAAUAAUUUUGAAAAAAAUACAAGUGGCGUUGAAACAUUACAUAAAAAUUUAAAAAGAAAUAUAAUAACAAAAUGUGGAAACGAUACUUAUAUUUCCUGCUGGUCGUCAAUUUGGACAAGUUUAUUGAAGUGGAUGCCUUAUCGCCACCACCGCAGGACCCCGACUGGCCCGGCUGGUGGUGUUCCGGCUCCUACUUGGGCGAACAGGGCGUCAAAUGUCUCAAAGUCCUACAGAACACCGCCACCCCGGAAGAAUCUGGACCCAUCUGCGCCUCCCAGAAACGUUCCGGCGACCUCUUGACGCCCACCAUGCUCUCCAUAAAUUCCAAGGAGGACGAAGACCUCGCCAUUUCGGCCAUCAUGUGGGGCGCCUACCUUUGGGAGGGGGGCUCCAUCGGCGUCUGGGUUUCCCCCAGUUCUUACCGCGACCUCAAACUUUCCGAGUCUUCCUUCUCCUCAAGCCCGCUAACUUCAAACUCGUCAUCAAACUCGCCCCUCAACGCGGCCGCGGUUUCCCUGGGAAUUUCGAACUAUUCCAAUUCCGAGUUUCGAAUUAACCGAAAUACGUCCUCGUGGUCGUCAAACACGAGAAGAUCGUCGCCCUCGUCGGUUUCGGGGAACACGUGCGGCGAGCUGCGGAUAGAUGUCGCGUCGCAUGGGUCCCUAGGACAACCGUCCGGAUACGGGUUUAAUCCGAGCACGAUUUCCUGGUGGCCGAAACCAUGUUACGAAAAGUCCCGGGUAGUUUGUGCCACGAGGAAGUUGACGGUGACCGGGUUGUUGGAUACGAUCACCCGCCAGAAGAAUGAGUUGGACGAUAUGCGGAGGAAAAUGGGGCAGAUUGAGAAGGAUUUUGAUACCGUGAAGGAUUCGCAUUGCGGGGUGGAUCCGAAAGAAAGGGUGGAAUGUGGGUGGGGUGGGAUUAAGCAGUGGCAGUGUAAAUCGAGGGGGUGCUGCUAUGAUAAUACGGCGGGGGGGAAGUUCUGCUUUAAGAAGGUCUCGGACCGUGCCAAAUUCGUGGAGACGAAGAGUUUGAACAAUUAAUUAAACGUGUCAAAAAGUGACAAUGUGGGAUUUUUUGAGCAGCACUCUACUACAUAAACGCAAUCUUAAGUACACAAUAUAAAACUACAUUCAAACUAAUUAAGAAUUACUUUCCUAUAAUAAAUAAGUAUGUACGUUAUUAAUUAACCAUCAAUAAAUUGAAUAUAUUGUCAAUUUCGAA
Molecule: messenger RNA, 1522 nt
Organism: Folsomia candida
Lineage: Eukaryota; Metazoa; Arthropoda; Collembola; Entomobryomorpha; Isotomidae
Exons: 3
Coding region: 370-1341 (323 amino acids)
Source: RefSeq, a predicted model, not a curated record